AAAUCCCACGCAUAAAGGGAUAGCCCCUUCACAGAAGAGUCUCUAUAAAGGCUGAUAGUUUGGACAAUGAGCCACACAGCAGCUAGUCCAGCUUGAGUGCUUCACCUCAAACAGACCUUCUUCUGUACAUCCAGCCAGUCUAGUAUAACAGAACGGCCAGAAUGACCGCCUCUCGCUUCAUCAUUUUCUCCGCAGUGGUCGUGCUUCUGUGCGCAGUUAGCCUCAGUGAAGGUUUACGUAUUGGACCACAAAGAUGCUGUUUCUCCUUUUCGGACCGUCCUGUGCCAGUCAAAAGAGUGGCUGAAUACAGCAUGACAAGCCAGCAGUGCCCCAACGAAGCCGUUCUGUUCAAGACUGUGAAGGGUCAUUACGUGUGUGCCAGACCCAAUGACUCAUGGGUAAAGGGGCACAUCAAGAUCAUUGACAGCAGGAACAUUGGAAGACAGGGGACCUUGUGAUCAUACUGACCUGCGUCCGUCAACUUCUGAACCAUUGUUGAGGCACUGGACAAGUGUGGAGUCUGCUCAAAACUGAAAAGAAAAAGAAAAAGAAAAAACGGACAAAUGCAUUGUCACUUACUAAUCAGCAUACUGAAGCUAUGGGGUUAAACAAUCCAGAAUGUAUGAUGUUUGAAUUGUUUCGUUUUUUAACUCGUUUGUCAUUUAUCUUACUAAUGCAUUUCUAAGGAUAGUGUUUUGUACUGAAAAAUAAAGUAUUGCAGAUUACUACCAUAUAGCCUAAAGUAUAAACUACUUUAAAGAAGAACAUGAAAUAUUUUUGUAAUGUGUCAUUAGAGACAACAUAUUAUGAUGAAGAUCUGUAUAUGUAGGUUUAGCUAAUGUACAUAAACC
Messenger RNA from Carassius carassius (crucian carp), 851 nucleotides. Its product is annotated as C-C motif chemokine 18-like. Lineage: Eukaryota; Metazoa; Chordata; Actinopteri; Cypriniformes; Cyprinidae. The transcript has 3 exons. Gene Ontology annotation, biological process: neutrophil chemotaxis; lymphocyte chemotaxis; inflammatory response. Gene Ontology annotation, cellular component: extracellular region. The record is from RefSeq and is a predicted model, not a curated record. Gene Ontology annotation, molecular function: CCR chemokine receptor binding; chemokine activity. Bases 162 to 458 code for a protein of 98 amino acids.